Messenger RNA from Haliotis rubra (blacklip abalone), 2115 nucleotides. Its product is annotated as extensin-like. The record is from RefSeq and is a predicted model, not a curated record. The coding region runs from base 1 to 2115 and encodes 704 amino acids. The transcript has 4 exons. NCBI's taxonomy places the organism in Eukaryota, Metazoa, Mollusca, Gastropoda, Lepetellida, Haliotidae.
AUGGCGUUGACUGCCCGUUCAGAGGAUCAGGAGGCUGACAGAGGACUGGCCAGUGUUCGUCCCUCCUUGUCCCAGGCUGGUCAGUUUUCCUCCCUUCAUGUCCCAGACUGGCCAGUGUUCGUCCCUCCUUGUCCCAGGCUGGUCAGUUUUCCUCCCUCCUUGUCCCAGGCUGGUCAGUUUUCGCCCCACCAUGUCCCAGGCUGGUCAGUGUUCCUCCUUCCUUGUCCCAGACUGGUCAGUGUUCGUCCCUCCAUGUCCCAGACUGGUCAGUGUUCGCCCCACCUUGUCCCAGGACGGCCAAUGUUCCUCCCUCCUUGUCCCAGGCGGGCCAGUGAUCCUCCCUCCUUAUCCCAGGCUGGUCAGUGUUCGCUCCACCUUGUCCCAGGCCGGUCAGUGUUCGUCCCUCUUUGUCCCAGGCUGGUCAGUGUUCCUCCCUCCUUGUCCCCGGCUGGUCAGUGUUCGCCCCACCUUGUCCCAGGCCGGCCAGUGUUCGUCCCCCCUUGUCCCAGGCUGGUCAGUGUUCCUCCCUUCUUGUCCCAGGCUGGCCAGUGUUCCUCCCUCCUUGUCCCAGACUGGCCAGUGUUCCUCCCUCUUUGUCCCAGGCCGGUCAGUGUUCCUCCCUCCUUGUCCCAGACUGGUCAGUGUUCGUCCAUCCUUGUCCCAGGCUUGACAGUUUUCGCCCCACCUUGUCCCAAGCCGGUCAGUGUUCCUCCCUCCUUGUCCCAGACUGGUCAGUAUUCGUCGCUCCUUUUUCCCAAGCCGGUCAGUGUUCGUCCCUCCAUGUCCCAGGCUGGUCAGUGUUCCUCCCUCCUUGUCCUAGGCCGGUCAGUGUUCUUCCGUUCUUGUCCCAGACUGGUCAUUGUUCGCCCCACCUUGUCCCAGGCAGGUCAGUUUUCGCCCCACCUUGUCCCAAGCCGGUCAGUGUUCGUCCCUCUUUGUCCCAGGCAGCUGGUCAGUGUUCCUCCGUUCUUGUCCCAGACUGGCCAGUGUUCCUCCCUCCUUGUCCCCGGCUGGUCAGUGUUCGCCCCACCUUGUCCCAGGCCGGCCAGUGUUCCUCCCUCCUUGUCCCAGGCUGGUCAGUGUUCCUCCCUCUUUGUCCCAGGCCGGCCAGUGUUCGUCCCUCUUUGUCCCCGGCUGGUCAGUGUUCCUCCGUUUUUGUCCAAGACUGGCCAGUGUUCCUCCCUCCUUGUCUCCGGCUUGUCAGUGUUCGCCCCACCUUGUUCCAGGCCGGCCAGUGUUCGUGCCCCCUUGUCCCAGGCUGGUCAGUGUUCCUCCCUUCUUGUCCCAGGCUGGCCAGUGUUCCUCCCUCCUUGUCCCAGACUGGCCAGUGUUCCUCCCUCUUUGUCCCAGGCCGGUCAGUGUUCCUCCCUCCUUGUCCCAGACUGGUCAGUGUUCGUCCAUCCUUGUCCAGGCUGGACAGUUUUCGCCCCACCUUGUCCCAAGCCGGUCAGUGUUCGUCCCUCCAUGUCCCAGGCUGGUCAGUGUUCCUCACUCCUUGUCCUAGGCCGGUCAGUGUUCGUCCGUCCAUGUCCCAGACUGGUCAUUGUUCGCCCCACCUUGUCCCAGGCAGGUCAGUUUUCGCCCCACCUUGUCCAAAGCCGGUCAGUGUUCCUCCCACCUUGUCCCAGGCCGGUCAGUGUUCGCCCUCCUUGUCCCAGGCCGGUCAGUGUCCGUCCCUCCAUGUCCCAGACUGGUCAGUGUCCGUCCCUCCAUGUCCCAGACUGGUCAGUGUUCCUCCCUCCUUGUCCCAGGCCGGUCAGUGUUCGCCCCACCUUGUCCCAGGCCGGUCAGUGUUCCUCCCUCCUUGUCCCAGACUGGUCAGUGUUCCUCCUACCUUGUCCCAGGCCGGUCAGUGUUCUCCCCACCUUGUCCCAGGCUGGUCAGUGUCCGUCCCUCCUUGUCCCAGACUGGUCAGUGUUCCUCCCACCUUGUCCCAGGCCGGUCAAUGUUCGCCCCACCUUGUCCCAGGCCGGUCAGUGUUCCUCCCUCCUUGUACCAGGCCGGUCAGUGUUCCUCCCUCCUUGUCCCAGGCCGGUCAGUGUUCCUCCCUCCAUGUCCCAGACUGGUCAGUCUUCGCCCCACCUUGUCCCCGGGCCUGGAGAGUGGGUGUAUUGA